AUGUCCCCGCCGGGCUCACCUGCGCAGAAUGCGCCGCCGCAUAUUCGCCUCAACUCCAACACCACCGACCUUGUCACCGAUGCUCCCGUCGAACGCCCUGGUGCGGUGCGCCAGGACUCGUCGCGCUCGUUGACCGUCGACACCCGUCCCGUCUACAACCAGCCCAGCCCUGCGCAAGAAUCAGCAGAGUUCCUCAUCCCGCCACGGCCCUCACGCAUGCGAAGGUUCCGCGACGAAGAGUCGCCCGGCUACUCGUCUCGAAGGACCAGCUGGAGCUCCGAGUCGGGUGAAAGCCACGGCCCUUUCUACUCGCCCUUUGACGAUUCAAGGGCUCCGUCCAGAGCCGGUAGCGAUGACGAUUCGAAUUUCAACACUCAGACCGUCUCGGAAAAGUACAACAUAACGCCCUCUGCCGGCCUCUUGUUGUUCCCCGAAGAUGUUGAAAAGGACGACUAUCUGCACGAGCCCGACCCAGCCGACAAAGAGCCUCGCGACUGCAACAUAUGGAACAAGCGUGGAAUGCUCAACGUCAGCGGUCUGGCUUUGCUCUCUCUGGGCCUGCUGAUGCUUUUCAUCGGCUACCCCAUCCUCACUUUUGCCCAAAAGCUCAUCGACCCCACGGGAAAUGCUUGCGCAAAGGACCCGAACUGCAUCGAUGUCGAGCAAGAUUUGCUCAAGAAUAUUCGGAAAGGCUUGAUCGAUCCUGACACUCCCGACAGUGUCAAGUCUCGCAAAUCCCAUUAUUCGGGAAAGAAGCAAGUCCUUGUGUUCUCGGACGAGUUCAACACCGACGGCCGGACAUUUUACGACGAUGAUGACCCCUACUUCCAGGCUGUUGAUUUGUGGUAUGGAGUGACACAGGAUCUCGAGUAUUACGAUCCCGAUGCGGUAACUACAAAAGAUGGCACCCUCAAUAUCCGUUUCGAGGCUUUUGCAAAUCACGAUUUGGAGUACCGAUCCGGCAUGCUCCAAUCGUGGAACAAACUCUGUUUCAAAGGCGGUCAUCUCGAAGCAUCCAUUUCCCUCCCCGGCCGAGGAGACACCGUCGGUUUCUGGCCGGGUUUUUGGGCCAUGGGUAACCUGGGCAGACCUGGAUACGCUGCAACAACAGACGGCAUGUGGCCGUACAGCUACUCGGACACCUGUGACGCCGGUAUUACUGCCAACCAAAGUUCGACCGACGGUAUCAACUUUCUGCCAGGGAUGAGGCUACCUGCUUGCACUUGUGACGGCGAAGAUCAUCCGAACCAGGGAAAAUCGCGGUCUGCACCUGAAAUUGACGUCAUCGAAGCGAGUAACGCGCCUCUAGCUUCCGGUGAUUACAUUGGUGUUGUCUCGCAGAGUUGCCAGUUGGCGCCUUUUGAUAUUUGGUACCAGCCAGACUACGACUUUUUCGAGGUUUACGAUCACUCCAUUACCGGGAUCAACCCGUAUGCUGGAGGCCCAUAUCAGCAGGCCAUUUCCGGUCUUUCCAACCUGAACAACGAUUGGUACGACGGUAAAGCAUACCAGAAAUAUGCUUUCGAUUACACUCCCGGCGAAGAUGGAUUCGUUACAUGGUUCGUCGGUGACGAUCCAAUGUGGACUCUCGACGCAAGAGCAAUUGGACCCAACGGAAACGUUGCUCAAAGAGUCAUUCCAGAGGAACCCAUGUCCAUAAUCGUCAACUUUGGCAUGUCGGACAGUUUCUCUGCGAUCAACCUGACUGGUAUCGCUUCCACGUUGCCGGCGACUAUGAGGAUCGAUUACAUCCGCAUCUACCAGGACGAGGAUAACGAACUCAUGACAUGUGAUCCUCCCGGUUACCCCACCACCAAUUACAUUUCCAGUCAUCCGGAGCCAUAUAGCAACAUUAACCUGACCAGAUGGUAUGAUCCUUUCUCUACCUCAUCUACGAUUACUAACGAAGAUUAG
Molecule: messenger RNA, 1914 nt
Organism: Lasiodiplodia theobromae
Lineage: Eukaryota; Fungi; Ascomycota; Dothideomycetes; Botryosphaeriales; Botryosphaeriaceae
Product: Beta-glucan synthetase
Exons: 5
Coding region: 1-1914 (637 amino acids)
Biological process (GO): fungal-type cell wall organization; (1->6)-beta-D-glucan biosynthetic process
Cellular component (GO): endoplasmic reticulum membrane; plasma membrane
Molecular function (GO): glucosidase activity
Source: RefSeq, a predicted model, not a curated record